This is a messenger RNA of Cheilinus undulatus (humphead wrasse), 10248 nucleotides long. RefSeq names its product zinc fingers and homeoboxes protein 1-like. NCBI's taxonomy places the organism in Eukaryota, Metazoa, Chordata, Actinopteri, Labriformes, Labridae. The coding region runs from base 561 to 3320 and encodes 919 amino acids. Gene Ontology annotation, biological process: regulation of transcription by RNA polymerase II. Gene Ontology annotation, cellular component: nucleus. The record is from RefSeq and is a predicted model, not a curated record. The transcript is spliced from 8 exons. Gene Ontology annotation, molecular function: DNA binding; DNA-binding transcription factor activity, RNA polymerase II-specific.
GUUUGAUCAUCCAAAAAAAAUCAGCCGUUAAAAAAUAUCGGAGAAUUAGGUCAGCAACUUAACAGCAACAACGGCCACGUAAGGAAUGUAACAACGGUGUUUUUGGUCAUAAAACUUUUACUAAGAAUCGACCAGGAGAUGUAAUAACCUGCUCCAACGAGGAGAGAGAUGUCCGGUGAUUUCAGCAUCUGCAGACUGGGGCCGUAGCCGUCAGACCGGUCUGUCUGUAUGUCUGUCUGCCUCCCUCCGCCGGCUUUAGGAGACCCGCAAGCCCGUAAAACGUCAACUCUGCUGUAGUACCCCGCCUGGAUGGUUAGCCGGGGGAUGAAGAGAAGUCCACAGAGCCUUCUAAACUGAAGCUGAAGACUCGUCUGUAGGAAAUCACUACUCUCCUCGUUCGGCUGCUUGGUAGCAACACAGUGCACAUUUCAGUAGUUCAAAAAAAACAUCAUAAAUCGGGGAGUCCAGUCUGUGAGCUCAACCACUUAAGACAUGUUAGCUCUGAUCCUGCUGUCCCAGAUCAUCUUUACCUAAAGAAGUAAACAGAGUGGAGUUUGACAAUGUCAAGCCGCAGGAAAUCGACCACACCUUGCAUGGUGUUACCCUCCAAUGUGGUGGAGCAGGAAGAGGUGGAGGAAAAAACAGAAAGGACAAAGGUUGAAGAGGCAGAGGAGGAGGAGGGGAAGGUGAAAGAGGGAGCAGAAGAAGGGCCGACUGCAGAGGAGCUGGAUCAGGCUGUAGUGGUCGUGCCAACACCUCCAGAUACAGAUGUGCCCAGUGCCUCUGCUGAAGACAGCGAAGCCCCCUCACUUAAGCGCAGCAGUACAAACCCUCCUGAUGAUCCCACCAUUGAACAGGCCACACAGGAACCACAGUGCGAUACACCCGAGGAGGGCAGCUCAGACCCUGCUGCAGUAGCUGCCAUCUCUCUCAGCAAGACCCCCAUCAUGAGGAUGAAGACCAAAUCUGAACCCAAGAGGAUCGCUGUGUCUCUGAAGUCAGCAGAUGAGGGGGUGGAGGGCUUUGGAGGAGGCGGAGAAGGGGAGGUUGGAGGAGAGCAAGAGCCUAUUGAAGCUCCACUUGGGCCAAUGACGCCUGUGGAAAUGCUGCUGCACGACUCCAUGAAGCUCGCCGGAGGUGGCAUGUUGGUCAGCCCGCCCUCAGAGCAGCAGAGGAAGUCCUCUUCUUUAAACCCAACAGUGCUACCUGCAGGCCUUGCACAGGUUCUCUCUGCUUUCCAGGCUCAGCAGAGUGCUGCAGCAGCUCAGUCUCAGCUACUGAUUCCCCUCAGCAGUAUCCCCUCCUACAGUGCUGCUAUGGACACCAACUCCUUGCUGGGCAACACAUACAAGAAGUUUCCUUACCCCUCCAUGGCCGAGAUCAGUGGCCUGGCAGCACAGACGCAGUUCACAGAGGAGCAGAUCAAGGUUUGGUUUUCAGCUCAGCGGCUGAAACAUGGUGUAAGCUGGACUCCAGAGGAGGUGGAGGAGGCCAGGAGGAAACAGUUUAAUGGCACCGUGCACACAGUGCCUCAGACCAUCACAGUUAUACCUGCUCACCAACUGUCAGCUGCUGCAAACGGCCUGCAGUCCAUCCUUCAGACGUGCCAGAUAGUGGGCCAGCCUGGCCUGGUGUUCACACAGGUCGGCCCAGGAGGGAACCUUCCAGUGACCAGUCCCAUCACUCUGACAGUGGCUGGACUGCCCAGCCAGUCUCAGAGCUCCAGCAGAGGUUCCUGCCAGUCCACCCUAACAAACAGUGAGCUGAAACGAGCCACCACAGUUCAGCCCCCCUCUCUUUCUCCACAGGUGGGGAUAGCAGCAGUUGUUGCUGCCUCUCUGGAGAACUCAGCCCUCAGUGCUGACACAUUCAGUCUGCGGCCGAAGAAAUCAAAAGAGCAGCUGGCAGAGCUGAAAGCCAGCUACCUGAAAAACCACUUUGUCACUGAUGCUGAAAUUGCCCGGCUGAUGAAGCUCACCAACCUGACUAAGGGAGAGAUCAAGAAGUGGUUCAGUGACACUAGGUACAAUCAGCGCAACUCCAAAAACAGUCACGUCAUCGCUUUCCAUGAUGGAGCAGUAAGAGGAGGUGGCAGCUGUAGCAGCAGUGCAACAACCACCAUUGUUAUCGACUCCAGUGAUGAGACCCCCACCUCCCCCAAUCCUCCACGCACUCCUCCUGUGAAGGAGAAAGAGUCCCGUCCUAAAACAUGGAAUCCGUUCCCAGACUUCACCCUGCAGAAGUUUAAGGAGAAAACUCCGGAGCAGUUGGUGGUGCUGGAGGAAAGUUUUGAGAAGAGCAGCACUCCGUCGGAUGAAGAACUCAGCCGCCUGAGGUCCGAGACUAAACUGACGCGAAGGGAGAUUGAUGCCUGGUUCACUGAAAGACGAAAAAUGCCUUCCAUCAGCACAUCCUCCCCAGAAUCUUCUGAAGGAGGAAAGAUGGAGACAGAUGGAGCAAAAGCAGGAGAAGAAGUCAGUGCUGCUUCUCCUUCUCCGUCUGCAUCCUCGUCUCGCAAAGGGAGUCAAACUCCUCCAGGCAGUCGCAGUAAACAGCUGCCCACCACCAGCAGCCACAAAGACAUUAAAGAUAAGAAUAAAAAGACUCCGGAGCAGCUCCACAUUCUGAAAAGUGCCUUUGUGCGGAACCAGUGGCCCACAGCUGAGGAAUACGACCAGCUGGCAGAGGAGAGCGGCCUCCCUCGGUCCUACAUCGUCAGCUGGUUCGGGGACUCUCGGUACUCGUGGAAGAACAGUAACUUGAAAUGGUUCUUCCAGUACCAAAGCGGAAACAUUGACGGGCCAAACGGUGGAGGAGGCAAUAAAAUGGGAGGUAGGAAAAGACGUGGCCGAAAUCGUGGUUGGGGCCGUUCCCGAACCAGAAGGCAGCCGAGGAGGUCAGCCUCUUAUGGGGCAGACACUGACAGAUCUCCUCCUGUCAAAAAAUUUAAGAGUGGAAGGGAGAUCCUAAAGGAGUACUAUCUGAAGUUUCGAUUUCUCAAUGAGCAAGACCUGGACGAGCUUGUCACCAAGACCAACAUGAGCUAUGAACAGGUAAGGGAGUGGUUUGCUGAGGUCCAGCGUCGCCUGGAGGCAGGUUCCGAUCCUUUCGAAGAGUCAGUUGCUGGUAGGGCAGGUGGAGAGGAAGGGGAAGGGCAAGGAGAGUCAUCCACUGCCGCCGAGGAUCAGACUGGCACUGGAAUGGGAGAUGAUGAUGAUGAUGAAGGAGAUGAAGAGGAGGACGGCGAUGAUACAGAUGACAGCGAGGUUUGGGAGCCGUCACGUAGCGUAAAGAAGUCUUUGUCAGUUUCGGAGGAUUAACGAUUGUGAAAUGCAUAGUGAAACAUUACAGAAUGUCAUCAGAGAAACACUGAUACGACCAAUGCUGGAAGACAGUUAACUAAGCCAAGUCUUUUUGCCACUGAUUUGCAUGUUUACUAAUGAGCAACUUUAUCUCACUGUUUUACAAACUGCUCCUGAUCCAUGUCUACAUGAGACUAACUGAUGGAUGAUUAACUUUAGCCCAUUUACUGUAGGUAACAUGUAACAAUUUAAUCAAAAAUCAUGGUGAAGGAGGAGUCGUUAGCAAACCCUGCAAAUCUGAAAUGGCACACCAUACUUUGAUAAAGCUUAAAAAAGCAGUGAUUUUACAAUUCUUUAUCACAAGGAAUACCGUGAAGUGCAAUCUUCAAGCUGAGCUGAAGAUGGAAUUCCCCAAAAGACAUCUCCAAAUCUUUCUUUAGAAGCAACUGUUUUAUGACUGUUGUAAAAGAGAUUUUUGGAGGAGUUUCACCAUGCCCUUGUUCAAUUUGCACUCCUUGCUGGCUUAAGUUAAGCAACUGUAGGAGAUGUUUUAACACGUUUAUGCUGCAUUUGCUUGAGAAAUAGUGUUUGUUAAACUGCUGUGAACACAGGCCUAAUUUCAAACCUUUAUCUCCAGUGUUAUGAAUGUGUCAUCCCUUGUUACCCCGCUGGAAGGACUUACCUGUUGUGUUUACAGAUUUGCUUUUAAAUGUUUCACAGAUAAUUAACACCCCUGAGCAAAGUCACCAGUUAAACCAGCACACUUCUUUCUGUGGAGUUGGUUAAAAUUCCAGUAUUCCCCCCCCAGCACAUCUAAGAUAAUCAAUGGAGGACCUGAUACAAAUCAGCACACUGUGGAGCUGACAUGGAUUUAAAAGUGACAUUGAAAGUCAGGCUUUUUUAACUCCAGAGAUAAGUAUCUCAGAAGAAACAAGAGAAAGUACCUUAAUGCUGAAUGAAUGCCAAUGCCGUGAUGCUUUUAAAAACACAGGAUGUCCACUUAAGUCUUCCCUUUAUAGUGGCUUGUUGUUUCAUUUGUAUUAUUAGUAUUGUAGACUUUUAACCUUCAGAUCCGAUGAAAAUGCCACAGUAUGUGUUAAAUAUGCACUGCUUUUAAUGUUUUUAAACUAGUUUCUCACCUUUUUAUAAAUUAUGUGCUGUUAUGACCCUUUUUUAGAUGCUACAAGGCUGUUUUCCCAAAGUUGAAUGUGUUGUCUCCAGUUUGGGGCAGAUGCACUGUUUGUGAACUCUAUAAUGGCCACUAUGAAUCAGAACAAACAGAAGUAGCUAAAAGGAUGGACUGAAUUUGAAGAUGGAGAUGCCGAUGUUCAUAGUUUCCCUUAACAAGUUGCAGCUCCAGUGAAAAUUUAGAGGAAGCCAUCCACAAGUCAUCAUCUUUGCAAAACUUACAGUCACCACCAAAUCAUCGACACCUUGCCUUUAGGUUCAGGCUCACCUGAUUUCUUUAAAAACGAUGCCUAUGAAUCAUUUUGGGUCUUUACCCGCUCCUUAAGAAAGACUGUUAAGCAGAAUUUUAAGAGGAAAAACACAAAGCACCUAAACUAAACUUUGAAAAUGUUGCACUUUGUCCAUGUGGUAUCACAGUGGACUUAAUCCCGAUUAGGCACCUUAAUCUCUUAUUAUACCAUGAAAUGGCUCAGAGAGACCAAAUCUGUUUUGUAUGAAUUCAGACUAAACCAGUAUUUUGCCUUUUCCAUCCUCUGUUGAGGAGGAAUCAAGUUAUCCUUGUUUUCUAAUGAAAUGUGUCGUUUCAUAGUUGGAUGUUUGUAAGGCUCAAAGAAAUGGUUGAACAAUCACGCACUGCUUUUUUUUUUUUUGCAAAAUUGCACAAUUUGAGCCCCAUGUGUUUGUAUUUUCUCCUUUGAAAUGCACAUUUAUUAUAUCUGUUGUGUUGUGUUGCUUUAAAUCUUGGGGAAUUGUCUCCCAUUACUCCUUCUCUUUUCCCAUAUUUCCCUGAUGACUCUUAGCACUUCUCUUGCUGUCCAUGUUUGUAAAAUGAAUGCCUAGAUUCUUGAUGUGCACUUCCCAAGACACGUUUCUGUAAAGUGUCCUGAUGGUUCUCACAAAGACUGGGUUAUAUGAACGUCUCCAAAUCACUGAAACUGUUCAGAAAACAGUCAGAAGAGAUGUUCCUGGAAAAUUCACUUUCUCUAAAAGGAAUUGUGUUGCCUGAAGAAACAGAACCACUUUCCCUCUGCGGUGGGGAAUCUACCAAAUAACACUCCUCUGUUUUCAUCACACUUCACUGCAGCAAACUGACCGGACAUCAAACUGGAAACUCUCAAAUACAGUUUAACACAAACAGAGAGGAGACUCUGAUGAAGCUUUGCAGAUAAACCUUUGUGCCUACACGGCUUGUAUGCUUGUUUGAACAGAAACUCACCGACACUGGGCACGAGACGAUGAGAGUUUGUCUUUGGAAAUCCCACGCUGUCGGUUCUGAAAGGAGUAUUCAAACUAAGUUGUGAUGCAUGACCGAGCUCUGCUUCCUGCUAUCACUUAAAGAUGCCUACAUACUCUACAACUUCUGUUGUAAGUCUUUAAACUGAUACAGUGGUGUUACCAAUUUUAUUGCUUUUUCACCAGGCACAUGUCACACUAAAUGUCGGCACCGUUAGCUCUUUAAUGAGUGUCUUUGAGGCAAACAGUGUCUGCUUGCUGCGAGACAAGUUCAUUAACUAGUAGGGGAAGGAGAGGUGAUACUGUGCUACAUUUUCUUAGAAUGUGACAAGUGCUUGGGCCAGAAAAAUAACAAAUUCAAAAUGAAAAGGUAUACCUUUGUUGAAUACUGCAUGCAAUAACCAAGACGAACAACUGCUCAAUUUGUACAUAAAAUAUUUUGGGUUGGUAUACUUGGCAGAGAAGAAGCCUAAUCUGGGAUUAAUUAUUUGUGUAGCUUAAUUAAUACCAGUUACUUUUACUGUACCAUGGACCUGUUUUCCUUUUUUAAAAUGGUUUUCCAGAAAAUAUUUGUAUAAGCCUAGUCACUUUUAGCUAACACAGACUCCUACAUUAGCAAACUCUCCUUUCAGUAAAACUUUGUAGUCACUGCAGUUUUUACCAUUUUAUGGCAUCAAUUUUCUGCUCUUUGUAGCUGUGGAAGUCAUGGUACUUCAUGUGCUCAUUUUGGCACGUGCUCCAAACCAGCUGUUAAUGAGGAGUUCUGUUUAUCCCCUGGGUUAGACUUCAAUCUUCCACACCAAGUAUCCAGCCCACAGUCUUUUACAGUGUGCUCUUUCUUUACCACAGUCAGUCUGGUUUUCAAUGGUUUUUGUAUGUUUCUAUCUAUGAGAGCUGUUUCAUUACAACUCUUCCCAGACUACAAUGGAUUGUUUGUCAUCGAGACAGACUCCUGAAAUAUGUACAAUAGAGUAGUGUUUUUGAACUAGAAACUGUCUUAGAGUUCAGCUAGUGUUGCCCAAGUAGCUUUUUGGUACUUUGUUAAAAAUGUAAAAUCAGAACUCAAAGGAAAUGACAGUUUUGUUCUAAUUAAGUAGCCAGAGUUGAUGCUCUAAACAGGCUUUAUCAAAAGGUUUAAAGAAAAAAAAUUAAAAUAUUGAAGACUACAAAUGCUUGUAAGGUCCAUUGAAUUGAACUUAAACAUGAAGUUUAUCUUUAACACUCCGUCUGUAAAAACAAAGUUGUAUAAUGUCUUCUGUGGUUCUGAGGGAGCUUUUAAAGUUUGUCAAAAUAAUUCUCUAAAUGUUGUGGUGAAGCUAUACUCUUAUCUUUUUAAUUAGUAGAGACAUGGGCUGAAAAUUUGUACUCUUGAGAGGGACUCUUGUGCUCACAGAAAAAUGUAUGUUCCUGAGGUUUUUUCUGCUUGCAAGAAAGUUGAGGUUUCAUGUGCACACGUGUUUCCAUGUGCAAGAUAACUAUUACAUGUGUACAGGAUACAACAGACAUGGCAAAACGACCAUUCAGCUCAUUCUAUGAGAUAAAAUGGCAGAGACUUUCUCACGAGCAUGCAAAACUUUCUAGUUUUUGCAAGACCUUUUCUCAUGGGCAUCAAAUAUUUUAUCAUGAGUAACAAACUAUUGUCUGCGCAGGCAACACGUUGUAGGUAGGAGAAACUUUCUAGUGCUCACAGGGUGUUGUCAGUUUUUGUCUCAUACCUGAUGUGUUUUUGUUUGCACACCUGAAACUUGACCCCACCCCCAUGUCCCCUAAAGGCAGAGUUCCCUAAUCUGUCUAAAGGCCACAUUGCAUCAAGAAAAAAGAUGCACCGACGGAAAAUAUUAAAAAUAAUUAUUUAGCCAGUUGCCAAUACCAAUGUUUUUUGUAAUGAUCUCUUUACAGGUGUCAGACUCAUGGUACGCCCACUUUUUCUCUUGUUUGACCAAUGAAAGAUCAGAUUUUGUCCAGUUGGUAGGGAUGCAAUAUUAUCGGUAUGGUGUGUUACCUGUAAUGGCAGUGGCAGAUGUUAGCUUAAAGAUCGACCCCGCAGAUAUGAAAAUUUCAGCUAAUAUUUUUCCUAGAAAAAACUGCCUUCAUCAGCUGCAAAUAUUGACUGAACAAACAAAAAAAGGGGGGGGGGGGCAAAUUUUGGUACAUCAGCUAUCAGUGUGGAUCCCUGGGCCGCCAUGAACACCUGUCUAUGUCUCAGAUGUGCUAAAAUGACACUGUAAUGUAAAAUACGUUAGUGGAGUUUUAGGUUGGACCAACAGACCUUCGUCAGCUGAAAUCUUUUUCUUUAUCCUCAUUCCUUCCACUUUAAAGUGUGUUUUAAGGACUAAAAGUUGUCAAUUUGUUCAUCAGUUACAGAAGUUUUAUAAUUAGUAUAAGUAGUAGAGUUUAUAUAGUAAUUUAAAAUUCCCAAAUCCUAUUUUGAGGUCAUACAAAAAAAGCAUUAAAAAAACAUCCUAAAUUAAAUGUAGGCUCAGAAGAUUGUCAAAAAUAUGUGGAGAACAAAUGCUGUUUUUGUGUAAAAUUAUCCAAAGACCCGCGGGGGCUAGAUAAUAGGCACUGGCUACUUUCACACUGCAGUUAAAAGUGACCUGAAUAUUUUUUCUUAUGUUUUUUUUGGCUCACGUGACUCAUAUCUGAUUUUUUUCUGACAGUAUGAACAGCACAAGUCACACUGAAUCUGACCUUUUCUAAUGUGUGGUUCUAAACCACAUGUGUGUCUGAUCCUUUUGAAUUUGACUGGAGUGUGAGCAGUCAAACAAAAAAAUCAGAUCUGAGAAAAAAAUCAGAAUCAAGCAUUUAGGCCUAGUGUGAACGUAACCUUAUUAGAUUAUGAAGUGAAUGAAAGGGUAACUCUAAAUCAAUGAUGUCUAACAAGUCUAUUUGUCAUAUUUCUAAAGCUCCUUCAACCACAGAAACUUAAUAUCAGACACUUAAAAAGGUGAUUUUUAGACUUACUGGUCUCUUUAUUAGGUACGCCUGUUAAACUGCUCAUCAAUGCAUCAAUCUAAUCAUUCUCAUGGCAGUAAAAAAAACACUUAAAUCAUCUUUCUUCCCCAUUCUGAUGCUCAGUUUGAUCUUUACCAGAUGGUCUUUAUUAUGUGUACAUACCUAUGUGUAUUUGUUGCUGCUAUGUGAUUGGCUAAUGAGGUGUUUGUGUUAAUUUGCAGUUAAACAGGUGUACAUAAUAAAGUGGUUGGUGUGUGAAUGUGAAUACACAGGAAACUGAAUCAGUCUGGCUCUGAAAAAUUUUAACUUUAUAAUAAACAAAGUGUUUUAAAUCUUUCAGCUCAACUUUUGAUAUUUUAAUCAUGUAUUAAAUAAUUAUCCAUCACCCUGAGGUGGUGUGUCUUCUCCCUGAGUUGUGAUUUUAUAUCAAACAGUCAUCAUGUAUCCCAGUUUACCUUGUGCUGUAGAGCUUAAAGCUAACAUUGUGAUCUUAAUAGUUAACCUGCUGUCCUGUUGUGCACACGUGUCAUAUCUGUAUCCUGCGCUUACCCUCUGCUAUAGUCCUCACUCGUUUUCUGUAUUUAAAGAGGUAGUCAGUGAAUAUUUCUUACAAGCAAUCAUAGAUUCAAAUCUUCUACAAUGCGACACAACUUUGCCAGAAUUGUGAUAUACUGUAACUGUAAAUGAACGUGUUUUUUACUCAUUUAAUGUGGAAUUUUCACCCUCUAGUAUUUCUGAUCUCCUUUUCAUCUGUUGACCAUUUUUAACUUUUUUUUCCUUGUUACUUUGCUUUUGACUGUGAAAUGAACAGUUUUCUCUUUGUAACCGCUUCAUGUUGACUCACCUAAGUUACUGAAUGAAGACAGUGAUUUCAGCUCUUGUAUUAAGGAUGGUCUGUAGACACAGAUACUCAGAGCACAAUGGUAAAAUGGUAAAUGGACUUGGCUUGUAUAGCACUUUACCCGUCGUGUUGACUGUUUUAAGUGUUUUUACACCUCAGGUCAUAUUUUCCUAUUCACACCACCUUCAGACUCUGCCACUGAUCCACAACUGCCCUAAAAUUGAUCUGAAAGUAUAGGCUUCAUUUAUAAAUGUGUGUUUACUCAGUGAAGGACAACAGAUAUUUACCAUGCCAGUUUCAAAUGUCCUUGAAAUAUAAACUGCAAAAGCUCAUCCAAUGCAUGUAAAAAUGAUGUUUCAUAUUACAACAUUCAUAACUUCAGAAGCUUCUAAGUAGUAUUAAUCUGUGUCUACAGAGCUGACGUUUCCAUCCACAAUAAGUUAUUUGUCUCCGUCUGUACAUCUGAACUGUGUUACAAACCGAGUCUGUCAUAAACAUUUUGUAUGUUUCAUAAACUUUGAUUAAACACAGUUUGUAUGUGUUUGCCUCUGCACGCUGCUUUAGAAAGCUUUCUGUUCCCUCAUCAGCUCGUACGUAGCUUCUCGCUGAGAGGCAGAUGCUUUGUGCAAUGUUAAUUUAAGAUCUCAGCUGUUAUCGCUUUGGCUUGAUUUAGAAAGAGUUAUAUUUUAUACUUGUUUGAGGACAAAACCCAAUAAAUUUUGAUCAAUA